Messenger RNA from Anguilla anguilla (European eel), 1586 nucleotides. Its product is annotated as olfactory receptor 6K3-like. NCBI's taxonomy places the organism in Eukaryota, Metazoa, Chordata, Actinopteri, Anguilliformes, Anguillidae. The transcript has 2 exons. Bases 43 to 1137 code for a protein of 364 amino acids. Gene Ontology annotation, biological process: G protein-coupled receptor signaling pathway. Gene Ontology annotation, molecular function: olfactory receptor activity; G protein-coupled receptor activity. The record is from RefSeq and is a predicted model, not a curated record. Gene Ontology annotation, cellular component: membrane.
UCCAGUCAUAGACACAGAUGCUUCCUGUGAGGACCGACUUCGAUGAGGAACUCUGUUAAAACGAGCAGCCUCACAGAACCCUGGGAGAGAAAGUUGCAGGUCAGACGAGCAGGCAAGAUGAGAGCUCGAGGAGCUAACGGAACGACUGGGCAAACGCAAAAUGCCAAUCAACAGCUGGACUACAACCAAAGCCACAUCCAACAGUUCCUCAUUGCUGGGGGAGAGCUGGGGCUCAAACACUUCUACACAGAGCUCUCUGUUCUCCUCCUGGUGGUCUACCUUCUAGUGCUCAUUAGUAACUUUAUGGUUUUCUUUGCGGUGGUGCUGGAGACCAAACUGCACACACCCAUGUACAUUUUCCUCAGUAGUCUCUCGUUAACAGAUAUCAUCAUCACAACCAGCGUUCUCCCCAAGAUGAUAUCGGUGUGCCUACUGAAUGACAUUGCCAUUUCUUUCUCCGGCUGCUUCUUGCAGCAGAUCACCUAUUCAACAUUUCAGGUUACUGAGGGCAUUUUGCUUCUUUUAAUGUGCUAUGACCGCUAUGUGGCAAUUUGCAAUCCUCUACGCUACAAUGAUAUCAUCAGUCCCCGGAUGUGUGUUCUACUCUCAGUCAUUGCUUGCAUUGUUGGAUUUUUAAUGAUGAUUCCACUUACAAUGUACACAUCAAGGUUACCUUUUUGUGGGAACCACCUCAUGUUCUGGUUUUGUGAUUUCCCUCCAGUAAUCGCACUGUCCUGUUCGGACACAACAAUCCUGCUGUUCACAGCGCUAGGGGUUGCUUUACUAGUAAUUGCGGUUCCAGGAUCUGUCAUUAUUUAUACAUACAGUAAAAUUAUUUUCGCAGUUUUAAAAAUGUCUUCUGUAGACGGGCGUAAAAAGGCCUUCUCCACCUGCUCCUCACAUCUCAGUAUUGUAAUCCUGUUCUACUUCGCACAUCUUUGUGUCUAUAUAAGUUCCUCGGUAAAAAAUGUUCAUCCAAAUGUUCUCAUCUUGAUCUCAAUCUUCAACUGUUUACUGAUUCCAUUUGCGAACCCCAUCAUUUACAGCUUGAGAAAUAAAGAGUUAAAGACCGCUAUUCUAAAACAUUUCUACAUCAAUGAGGUUUUCAUAAGUUUCUCUCGUUUACGUCCCCAGUAAAUGUUUUUGUCAGUCUUAUGUAUCUCAGUUUAUGCUGUGACACAUAUAGGCCCUUUGUUUUCAGCAUCUCACUCAUUUUUUGUGAAUAAUCUAAAGUCUUGGCAAAGAAAUAUAUUUUCUGGCACAUUAUCCAACAUUGGUGACCUUAAUAAUAUAAAGCUUUACACAGUCAUUGCAAAAGCCAUGUUCAUUUCUAUCACCAUUCAGCAGUGUUUUCAGCUACACAUGUACCAUUGUUAUUAUCCAUCCAUCCAUCUAUCCAUCCAUCCAUUAUCUAUACCCGCUUAUCCUGGGCAGGGUUGUGGUGGGUGCUGGAGCCUAUCCCAGCGUACAUUGGGGCGAGAGGCAGGAAUACACCCUGGCCAGGCCUCCAAUCUAUCGAAGGGCACACACAACAUUCACUCAUCAUUCACUCACACACUCAUAACUAUGGGCAAUUUAGAGUCUCC